AUGCCGAUCCUCAAUCGAGUGGUCAAAGGCGUAGCAGCCAGCGUUGGCCUGGCCUCGGAGAGCAUUACGGCCUACAACACACACCGGCGCAAAGAAGCCCCAAACUCCCCUACCACCACUGACACAACAGAGACCGACAGCUCAGACGAAAAUACACCAGAACACUCCACAUCCACAGAGAGCCAGCUGGAGAUUCAAUGGGAACUCGACGAAGCCCAAGAAGAACUAAACAGCGGAGUCCUCAACCGCCAUGAAGCAGAGCCCACCGAGCAACUGGCAGAGUCAUUCCUGCGCAGAUACUUUUCUGCCCCAGAAUCCUCAUCCAUUGCACCGCAACGCCUCCCAUAUCCGGUGGUCAUCCCCCAGCGCCGACCCAAGUCUCGCAAGCGCGGCUUCAUCCGGGCCUACGCGCCCAUUCUCCAGGAUCUCGGCAUCGACCAGACCACCUUCAUUGACUUCAUAGACACGGCCAACGCCUCGUGUCAGGGAAGUCCCUGGCUUCAGGCCAUCAAUCUCGCCUCAAUCGGGACGUUUUUCAUCCCCAGCGCCACGGCGUUUGCCGUCUCCGCCAUGAUCAACAUCACCACACAGGUGGCGAUUGCAGCGGAUGGACGGAGGAAGUCCAAUGCGUUCUUCGAUCAGAUCAACGAAAACUUCUUCCGUCCGCGCGGGCUGUACUGUCUGGUGAUGACGUGGAAGCCGGAAUCCGCCGCGCCCAUUGCCACCUUCGAUUUGAGCUCGGCGAUUGUCACGUCCACCGAGCAAGGCGGUUCUGGCAUGCGAAACAAGCUGAAGCACGCCCUCAAGGCGUCCGACGGUAAGACGCACGGAACGCUUCCGUACUCGGAGACCGCGCCGCUGGUGUUCCCCGAUCUUGAUGAGCUGGAAGCACACGGCGGCGACGCCCAGGCGAAAUUGAAAGCAAUGAAGACCCGCAAGGAGUUUGUGGAAGAUUACUGGGACCGAAGGGAGCGGGCGAAAUUCGUAGGACCCAUCGCCGUACCACUUGAAAUACUUCGAUCAAUUAACCUGGAUAGAUGA
Aspergillus terreus NIH2624 is the source of this 1041-nucleotide messenger RNA. RefSeq lists its product as uncharacterized. Lineage: Eukaryota; Fungi; Ascomycota; Eurotiomycetes; Eurotiales; Aspergillaceae. The transcript has 2 exons. Bases 1 to 1041 code for a protein of 346 amino acids. The record is from RefSeq and is a predicted model, not a curated record.